UGGGGAGCGCUAUCAGACGAAAAACAAAUAAUACUUAAUACCACAUUAUUGUCAAUGGCAACGUCGAGAACUGUCGAUUUCUGGCAGGCUGAGCUUCACCACUUUCAUUGUUAUUCCGUCAGUUUCUUAUUGUUGUGUCUAAGUGUAUUAGCGCGGAAAAGCCGGAAAAAUUGCGCUCUAUGAACUUUAAAUUGAAUUUCCAGUGAACAGCCUUUCGCCUUUUAUGCUGCUUUUAGCUCAAGACACCAUUGGAAGAUAAAAACGUCGUAUCAAAUAAAUAUGAAAGAAAAGGAUUUAGAGCAAUUCGAAAAUCGAUCGCAGCUAAGGGAUCGUCCAGGGACUGCCAAGCUUGAGCUAUGUAGCAUCAAUUCCACCAAGUACUGCUGACUCCGAUACAGCAUAUAUGGCAGUCCGUGCACAGCUGCAUUUCCGACUUGGCCUAUUCCCACCACUGAUGUCUGUGGCCAGCAGCUUGUUGGCCACAAGCGGCGCCGUUGGACUGAAGCAGAAUAUUUCAACAAGUUACGACAGCUACUCGGAAACAUGGAGCACUGGCAAUCGCAGCCUGGCACUCAGCCCGUCCUCUGCUACACCCACAGCCGCAGUGCAGUCCACGUUAAAUGACUCCGCCAAUUUGACCAUUGAUGCGGUGCCCACAUUAACUGCUUUCAAUUACUACAACGAAUCUGCGGCGGCGGUCGAAUGGGCCCACUUCUACGAUCUCAUUUUCUCAUGGCAGGGCAUCUGCCUGAUAACGGUGUUCUGCACGUUCAUCGUUCUCACCGUCAUUGGGAAUACCCUCAUUAUUUUGGCCGUUAUAACCACCCGCAGGCUGCGCACAGUUACCAAUUGUUUCGUCAUGAGCCUGGCCGUAGCUGAUUUGCUUGUUGGCAUUUUCGUUAUGCCGCCGGCAGUGGCCGUCCACCUGAUUGGCUCGUGGCAACUCGGCUGGGUGCUCUGCGACAUUUGGAUAUCAUUUGAUGUGCUGCUCUGCACGGCGUCGAUUCUCAGCUUGUGCGCCAUCAGCGUUGACAGAUACCUUGCUGUCACACAGCCCCUAACCUACUCCCGGAAGCGACGCUCGAAGCGCCUUGCGUUCCUAAUGAUCCUUAUCGUUUGGAUUCUGGCAUUAGCCAUUACAUGCCCGCCCAUGCUAGGAUGGUAUGAGCCCGGUCGUCGAGACCUCAGAGAGUGUCGUUACAAUCAAAACGAAGGCUAUGUCAUCUUCUCAGCAAUGGGCUCAUUUUUCAUACCAAUGUCAGUCAUGAUUUAUGUUUAUGCUAAGAUUUCCUGUGUGAUUGCAAAAAGACACGACAACAUGACGGACAUCCAUAUUCACAAUAAGAAAUUCAAGCGUUACACGGCCGCCGAUGUGGAGAAUGAUUACUCCGAGCAGGAUCACAGUAUGGGCUAUAGGAACAAACAGACACACACACAAACGUUCUCCAACCAAACACUCUCCAAGGAUCUCCAGGAGAUUGUGCUUAGCGAAAGCGACAACUUUGGAGUGCCAUCGACUGGAGGGAAUUGUCAGUCUCUGUUAGCUCUGCCAUCGCCCCAUUGCGGCAGUGGCAAGAGCAGUUGCUAUGAACUGACGCGGCCGUCCUCAUUGUCGCUGAAGCGCACUUCCACCGCUUCAACGACAAUAACCACAAUGACAAGUGGUAUGGGUCCCAGCUGCAGUUUGUUAGAUGCGCAGUGGCAAACCCAAUCGCAAUCGCAAUCACAAACGCAAACACACGCACAAAUGCAAAACCCACAGCAACAUCAAACACAACAACAACAACAACAACAGAAGCCACGCGCCCACAGUUUUCGGCAUUCGCAUCUCAGUGUAAGUGGUGGGGACAGGCUGCGUAGCCACCACCACCAUCAUCAGCAUCAGAGCGCGGGGCCGGGAGGAGCGGAUGCUGGAGCAACCACAACAACCAAUAUCAAGUCGCUGUCGAACCGCAUUACAUCUCUCAAGAAGGAAAACAAAACAACCCAAACAUUAAGCAUUGUCGUUGGGGGCUUCAUUGCGUGCUGGCUACCGUUUUUUGUCUACUACCUGAUAACCCCGUUCCUGGCCGAGGACCAGGUCAGUGCCACCCUGACCAAUGCCCUCACCUGGCUGGGCUGGUUCAACAGCGCCAUCAAUCCAUUCAUAUACGCAUUCUACAGUGUCGAUUUUCGGGCGGCCUUUUGGCGCCUGACCUGCAAGCGAUUUUGGAGUGACGAGCAGAAACCACAGUUUCCCGCUAACACAAUGUCGAUUAGGCGAUAGGCGGCUUAAUGGGCGUGUCGUAACCUCAAAACCACAAAACCUGUGAAAUUAGAAAUUGGAUUUGGCGACAUCGCGUCAUUUCCAGUGCGAAUACCAAUAUUGCUUUUAGAUCAUACAGCUACAAAAUGCAAAUGGAAACUGAGGACUCUGGUCCUGAUUUUCACCAAAUAAUCUAAAUUAAGUGUAUGCAGCUUGCGCUGAGGAAUAUUUUUGGGUAAACAAAUAUUAUCAUCAAAAUAUAGCAGCUAAUACCCUAUUAUUAUUAUGGCMAUAAGUAUUAGCCAGACUUCUGCCACGAAGGUAAAUCACAACAGCAUAGAAUAGUGCAAAUGCUACACUAAACUGAAUCAAUUACCCACUUAGCAUAUAUAUAUAUAUACAACUAUACACAUACAUAUAGGCAUAUAUUAGUAGCAAUCCAGUACCUAUACACUUUUCGGCAUCUGAUUAUGAUAAGAUGUUGCAUUCACAUAGUAACUUCCAAUAGAAGCAGUGUAGUAUUCCAGCUCUACCCAUUAGAUGUACAUAAAUAUUUAUUACACUUUUAAUUGUGAUUUAGCCUUAAUUAAACCCUAACAACAUUUACAACAUUAGACGUCGAGCAAACAGUUUCCAUUGGAAAUAUAAAUAAUAUAUCAAAAUAAAAAUA
Molecule: messenger RNA, 2915 nt
Organism: Drosophila arizonae
Lineage: Eukaryota; Metazoa; Arthropoda; Insecta; Diptera; Drosophilidae
Gene: TyrR
Product: Tyramine receptor
Biological process (GO): adenylate cyclase-activating adrenergic receptor signaling pathway; positive regulation of MAPK cascade
Cellular component (GO): plasma membrane
Molecular function (GO): G protein-coupled receptor activity
Source: RefSeq, a predicted model, not a curated record